This is a messenger RNA of Gossypium arboreum, 1368 nucleotides long. RefSeq names its product ethylene-responsive transcription factor ABI4. Gene Ontology annotation, biological process: positive regulation of DNA-templated transcription; response to stress. Gene Ontology annotation, cellular component: nucleus. The record is from RefSeq and is a predicted model, not a curated record. Gene Ontology annotation, molecular function: DNA-binding transcription factor activity; transcription cis-regulatory region binding. NCBI's taxonomy places the organism in Eukaryota, Viridiplantae, Streptophyta, Magnoliopsida, Malvales, Malvaceae. The coding region runs from base 225 to 1136 and encodes 303 amino acids. The transcript has a single exon.
AAAAAUAAAGUUUUCUGCCCUAUACUUCCUUCACUGUUCAGCAAUCUUUAUAUAUAUAUAAACACCCACCGCCCUCAUCCACCAUUAACAUUCAUGACAUUCAACUCAAAAACACAGAGGCUCAAUGGCUCAUCUUUUUCCACUAUUCGACUAAUCAAAGAACAAAGAACGAGGUAGUUUUUUUUUUUUUCCCCUUUGGAAACCCUCCUUUUAAAGCACACACCAUGGACAAAAACCAUGACCAGUCUUCAUUAUCUCACCUUCCCCAAGAAGAACCCACCGCUACAACCACCACCACCACCACCACCACAACCUCCGAUACCACUAGCACUACUAGGAAGUGUAAAGGCAAAGGUGGACCUGAUAAUAACAAGUUCAGAUAUAGAGGUGUAAGGCAAAGGAGUUGGGGUAAAUGGGUAGCUGAGAUCCGUGAACCUCGUAAACGUACAAGGAAAUGGCUUGGUACUUUUGCUUCAGCUGAAGAAGCUGCUCGUGCUUAUGAUCGAGCUGCUAUUGUUCUUUAUGGUUCUAAAGCUCAACUUAAUCUUCAACCUUCUGUUUCAUCUUCGUCUUCGUCUUCAUCUUCACGAAGUUCUUCGUCAUCUUCUUCUUCUUCAACUACACAAAGUUUAAGGCCUUUACUUCCAAGGCCUUCAGGGUUUUCUUUUAGUUACUCAAACCCCACUUCUUACCAAGCUUCUUUAAUGGCCGCCGCCGCCUCUAACGGUGGUUCUGGUGGUGGUUAUUCAAGGUUUAUGCCAUAUGGGGUUUAUCAACAACAGACUAUGAUGUAUCCGUCCAUGGUUCAAAAUCCUUUACAGAUAGUUCAAAGUGAACCUAGCCUUGUUGUUGACCCUACUGUGACGACAACCUCGUAUAUGAAUAACGCUAACCCUCAACAAGUACAACAACAUGAUCAACAAGGUGCUUUGUACGAUGAUGUUAACUCUCUUGUCGGUUCAGUUGGUUCAAGCUUGUCUUUAUCGGGUCAAACAUCGGUUGCACCUGUGGUUUCGGAUCCUGGUUUAACAGUUGGACCUGGUUCACCAUCUAUAUGGCCUUUAACAACUGAUGAUGAAUACCCACCACCUUUCAUUUGGGAUUACAUGGAUCCUAAUUUCAUCUUCGAUUUUUAAGGGGUUUUGCAUGCAAGUUUUUUCAAAAUUGAAGGACCGAUUCAGCAAAUAGUAAUACUUCGAAAGAGCAAAGUGCAAGGAAAAAUAAAGAGAUUUUGCUUUAUUUUCAUUAAUUUUAUAGAGCUGCAUGUGUUGUUUCUAUACACUGCCUUGAUGAGAAACCAACUGGAGGAAACUUUGAGAGAUUUUUUUUCAAGGUAUACAAGGCGAAGGCCAGGUUUUAUAUAUAUAU